Molecule: messenger RNA, 396 nt
Organism: Parnassius mnemosyne (clouded apollo)
Lineage: Eukaryota; Metazoa; Arthropoda; Insecta; Lepidoptera; Papilionidae
Source: the annotation of a GenBank genome assembly
AUGCGUGUGUGCGUGUGCAGGGUGUGCGCGCGCGGGUGCGCGGACGCCACGCUGCGCGCGCGCCUGCUGGAGGCGGCGGCGGCGCUGGCCGACCUGCUGCUGGCCGCGCACCAGCAGCACCAGCACCACCACCACCACCAGCUCGCCGCGCUGCGUCGCGACCUCAUCCGACCAUACGUGGAGAUCGGGCAGGGUGGGCGCGCGGGCGCGCUGGCGGAGAAGUUCGAGGAGUGGGAGGUGCUGGUGCAGCUGUGCGUGGACGCCGGGGACCUGCCACGCCUGCACGCGCUCAUCGACAAAUACGCGCACGAGGUUAUUUUUUUGUUCAUCAUUCAUUACAACCUAUUGAAAGUCCUACAACAGCCUUUUAGAGAUUGCAACUGCUGCAACUGCUGA